Messenger RNA from Schistocerca piceifrons (Central American locust), 1098 nucleotides. RefSeq names its product translation initiation factor IF-2-like. The transcript has 6 exons. The coding region runs from base 1 to 1098 and encodes 365 amino acids. Lineage: Eukaryota; Metazoa; Arthropoda; Insecta; Orthoptera; Acrididae. The record is from RefSeq and is a predicted model, not a curated record.
AUGUCCUGUGGCAGCAGCAGCCGCGCGCGCCCUCCACGUGCCGGCCCGCGGCUGCUGGCCUUUACUCUUUACUGCCGGCGGUCGCAAAGGUCGGCCCGCCGGGGCGGCCGCUGGCUGCGGGCCAGCCGGCACUGGGUCACCUCGGCCCUGUCAGCCGCCGGGCCGGCUCCACAACCACAAGUGCUGACGGCUGUCCCCGCUACUGUUCGGGAGCGCAGAUGUGGCGGCGUUAAAGCGGCUCGGUGCCCCACGGGGCGAGAUUACCCAAAUCUGACAGCUGAGUGGCGCCCCGGCCGCAAUCACAGCGGCGACGGCGGCGGGUCUGCGAGGCCGACGAGGCCGCUGAUGACGGCGAGGGGGGUGGGCGGUGGGGGUUUGCCUGGGGGCGCCCCGUGGCCAGGCCGCGCCGCAGGUGGACAGCCGCUCACCGACAGCUGGCGGCGUAACUCGGCAGCCAUGCACUGGAGAUGGACUGGACCGACGCGUCUGACUCCACCACGCCCUCCGCACACUGUGUAUGCCAUGCGUGUGCGGCUUAUCUGGCGGAAACUUCCCGCCUCGGCAAAGGGCGUGGGCCGCGCCGCCGCUCCCGUGGGAGCCAGCCAGCCACAUCACACAACGCCACGCCUCACCUCGCGUUGCGUUCCAGCCAGCCAGCCAGCCAGCCAGCCAGCCAGCCCGUCGGCGUGCAGCAGUCCAGCCAGCAGUGGUCCCCGUCAGCAGCCAGCAGUGUUCCCCGCCAGCAGCCAGCAGCGUUCCCCGCCAGCAGCCAGCAGUGGUCCCCGCCAGCAGCCAGCAGUGGUCCCCGCCAGCAGCCUGCAGUGGUCCCCGCCGGCACCGGUCCCUGCCAGUAGCCAGCAGUCAGCAGCCAGCAGCCAGCAGCCAGCAGUGGUCCCAGCUGCCCCCACCACCACCACCACCACCACCGCCACCGCCACCACCACCGCCACCAGCAGCAGUGGAGGCAUCCCCAGCGGCCAGCCAGCCGGGUCGCCCCCCCACCAGCGACAGCAGAGUGGGGCUUCCGCCCCAAACCUCUUCUACAGCCACCACCACUGCCAUCAUAUACACCUCCCCCUCUGCCGCUGCUACCACUAA